GAAGCGGCAUUCCUGAAAACACACAGCGUGCUUGCUUUACAGAAAUUUUUUUCUCAGUUCAGUUCAUAGUAGCACGCGAAGUCUAGGCCACCAAACUUCCGAAGCAGCGAGAAAAGUUGCCGUAGCUUAUUUCAAGUAACGAUGUUCAGCAUUGACAGUGCCCUUUUUCUCGCAUUCAUCGUCUGCGCUUCUUACACCGCUGUACACUGGUUGAUAAGACAACGCCGCAAAUGCUUUGAUGCCUUUGAAGGCACCGGAGUACCGACGGUGCCUCUUCGGAGCCUCAUCAGUGGCAAUUCGGACGACUACUGGAAUCCUACAGUCCUUGAACGUCUGGACCAAUGGCUCAAGGAAUACGGAGAUGUUUUUGGGUUCUUCAUUGGGGACACGCCAAUGGUCGUGGUGAAAGACCUGGACAUGAUACACGACAUAUUCAUCAAGAACUCGAGCAACUUUCAGGGUCGUGGUCGCACAAUGCACGUCUACGAAGUGGACCCAUUGUUCAAGAAGUAUGUCGUCUUGUCCAAAGGUGCCAUCUGGAAGUCAACCAGAGCUUGCAUGAUGCGCUUCUUCACCCCUUCAAAGCUGAAAGCGGUGAUGCCUUCUCUGCUGCACGCCGAGCAGCAGUUCAUAGAUAUCCUGGGGGAGCAUGCCGACAGCGGCGUCGAGGUGGAUAUCAACAGCCUGUGCGAGCGUUUCACCUUCGACGUGAUCGGCAAGGCGGCUUUCGGCAUGGACACGAACGUUCAGCGCAAUCCCGAGAUGUCAAUGUUCAGGGUAGCCCUGGAUGUCCUUCCAAACCUCAAUUCCGGAUUCCUUUAUAACCUGGGCCAGAAUCUUUACCACUGGCCUUGGCUUUUGAAAAUACCAGCGAGAUUAUUUGCGGCAUUGUGCACGAAUCCUAUUGUUGGCCUCACCAAGGUGGCGACUGACAUCAUUCAAUACCGCCGAAAAAAUCCACAGGUGCAACUUCCCGACAUGGCUCAAAUACUGCUUGAUGGUGUAGGACACACAGAAAACCCUUCCGAGAAUUGUUGCCGAGAACCGGUAGACAACACAGACCCUCUGCCUUUGGAGACGCUGAACCAACUGUCUUCGAAUUGCAUGACAAUCUUUCUCGGAGGAUACGACACCACAAGAUUGGCAUUUACGUUUUGGUUUUAUCUUAUGGGGAAGCACCAAGAUGUGCAGGAGAAGAUGCGACAAGAAGUCAUCCACGCUUGCGAAAAGGAGGGAGACUGUUUAUCUUAUGAAACACUUUCAACCCUUCCGUACACAAAUCAAGUGAUUUCCGAGACAUUGAGGAUAUAUCCACCAGUAAUUACGUUUACGACACGGUGUGCUGACGAAGAUUAUCUCUACGGGAAAUACCUGAUUAAGAAGGGAACAUCUGUCAUGGUGCCCACAUUCCAGUUGCACCACGACCCAAAAUAUUGGGAGAAUCCUGAAAAGUUCAUCCCCGAAAGGUUCAGUCCAGAGAACAAAGAUCGCAUCAACCCUACAGUUUAUCAGCCCUUUGGUCUGGGACCACGCAUAUGCCUUGGCCAGCGUCUGGCCCAAGUGGAGCUGGCUUCCACCACUACACACAUCCUCCGCCAUUACCGCAUCAUGCUGGGCACCUCUCAGAAGGAAGAUCUUGAGUUCGACACGUACUCUUACUUGGUCGUGCCUAAAGAAGCGGUCAAAAUUCGACUACACAGGCUGAGCACCAAAAAAUGAAUCUUUAUUCAUCACUUCUUUUGUUGCGAGAAGAUGUCUGCAAGCAUUUUAUGAGAUAUAACUCCUCGCCCUGAGCAUAUAUACUUACGAGUAUUCAAACAAUUGGUUUUGCUUUACGUGCGCUGCCUUGAUGUAAAUUAGAACGAGAAACUUGCCAACAUUGUCGGCAGUGUUUCAUUCCUGCUUCGUGGUCUUCAAAUUACCACAUGAAGAAUAAGAAAUUAUGACAGCUUCAAUGGAAUUGUACAAUUAGCUGCAGUUGUUUCUCCGCAAAGUUUACGAGUUUUGUAAUUGUAAAGCCAGUAGUUCGCACACUAUUACGGUGCUCUUUGAAGCAGUUCCGCCUUCAUAGAACAUUUGCUUCGCAAUGACACGUCUACGUUAUAUAUUACAUUUCUCAAGCUUUGUUUUAUUCCUUGUUGUUUAAGAUUUCUUCUUGUCCUGCGUAAUGCAAUCGCGCUGUUCUAUUUUUCUUCUCCACUGCAGUUACGUUCUGUGAUGAAUGUACAGCGUGAUGCUGGAGGCCUGUUUAGGUGUCUCAUAACACUGUUUUAGUCUUUUGCACCACGACAACAAUGCAUUAUCAGAGGAAUAAAAUAAAAUUGGAGUGCAACAGGU
This is a messenger RNA of Rhipicephalus microplus (southern cattle tick), 2337 nucleotides long. RefSeq names its product cytochrome P450 6A1. Gene Ontology annotation, molecular function: iron ion binding; oxidoreductase activity, acting on paired donors, with incorporation or reduction of molecular oxygen; heme binding. The record is from RefSeq and is a predicted model, not a curated record. NCBI's taxonomy places the organism in Eukaryota, Metazoa, Arthropoda, Arachnida, Ixodida, Ixodidae.